Molecule: messenger RNA, 3163 nt
Organism: Monopterus albus (swamp eel)
Lineage: Eukaryota; Metazoa; Chordata; Actinopteri; Synbranchiformes; Synbranchidae
Product: hexokinase-1-like
Exons: 18
Coding region: 331-3090 (919 amino acids)
Biological process (GO): intracellular glucose homeostasis; glucose 6-phosphate metabolic process; carbohydrate phosphorylation
Cellular component (GO): cytosol; mitochondrion
Molecular function (GO): fructokinase activity; mannokinase activity; ATP binding
Source: RefSeq, a predicted model, not a curated record
GAACCACCAUUCCAGUGCAGAGCUGCUGCAUCUCCCCAGAGCUAACAGGGAGCUCGCAGCUCAGAGGGAGGAGACACGCUCAGAUCCAGCCUCCGUGUGUGUGUGCGUGCGUGCCUGUCGCAGACACACGCACAACCCCUGCUGCACUCUUGUUUCACACUUUUUCCUUUUAACCUUGCUUUGCCAUUUUGCUCAGCUCAGGCCUUCUUGUUCCUCCGCAGCAGGAUAACAAGGCAUCAGUGUGGGGGGGGCCCAAAGAGACCGGACAGCAGCCUUCCUUUGCUCCUUUCCUCUCUAAACACCUUGUAGUCAGUGACAGAUCCAGACAGGAUGAUAGCGGCUCAGCUUCUGGCCUACUACUUCACCGAGCUGAAGGAUGAUCAAAAUAAAAAGAUCGAUAAGUACCUGUACUCCAUGCGUUUCUCAGACGAAACGCUGAAGGACAUCAUGAACAGGUUCCGGCGAGAUAUGGAGAACGGGCUCUGCCGUGACACCAACCCCACCGCCUCGAUCAAGAUGCUGCCCACCUUCGUCAGGUCCAUCCCUGAUGGAUCAGAAAAGGGAGACUUUAUAGCUCUGGACCUCGGGGGGUCGAACUUUCGGAUACUCCGUGUGAAGGUAACGCGGGACAAGAAGCAGCCGGUCCAGAUGGAGAGCCAGGUUUAUGAGACCCCUGAUGACAUCAUCCAUGGGAGCGGGACACAGCUCUUUGCCCAUGUAGCCGACUGCCUGGGCGACUUCAUGGAGAAGCAAAAAAUCAAGGAUAAAAAGCUUCCUGUAGGAUUUACAUUCUCCUUCCCCUGUGCACAAACCAAACUGGAUGAGGCAGUCUUACUGACAUGGACAAAGAGGUUUAAAGCCAGUGGCGUGGAAGGCAUGGAUGUUGUGAAGCUUCUGAACAAGGCCAUCAAGAAACGAGGGGACUACGAGGCAGACAUCAUGGCAGUGGUGAAUGACACGGUCGGCACCAUGAUGACCUGUGGAUUUGAUGAUCAGCGCUGUGAAGUGGGCAUCAUUAUAGGAACAGGAACAAAUGCCUGCUACAUGGAGGAACUGCGUCACAUUGACCUGGUGGAAGGAGACGAAGGCCGGAUGUGCAUCAACACUGAGUGGGGUGCCUUUGGGGAUGAUGGGUCCCUGGAGGACAUUCGCACAGAGUUUGACCGUGAGAUCGACAGGGGUUCUGUCAAUCCAGGAAAGCAGCUGUUUGAGAAGAUGGCCAGUGGGAUGUACAUGGGGGAGCUGGUUCGGCUCAUCCUGGUCAAGAUGGCCAAAGAGGGUCUGCUGUUUGAGGGACGGAUAACCCCCGAGCUCCUGACGAAAGGAAAGAUUGAGACAAAACAUGUCUCUGCUAUUGAAAAGACGAAGGAAGGGGUGAAGAAAUGUAUGGAAAUCCUGACGAGGCUCGGGGUGGAGCCUUCAGAGGAAGACUGUCUGGCAGUGCAGCACGUGUGCACCAUCGUUUCCUUCCGCUCAGCAAAUCUAAUUUCUGCAACCCUGGGAGCUAUCCUCUCUCGGCUCAAGGACAACAAAGGAGUCGCACGCCUCCGCACCACCGUGGGCAUCGACGGGUCUCUCUACAAGAUGCACCCUCAAUACGCUCGGCGUCUGCACAAGACAGUCCGUCGCUUGGUCCCAGACUCCGAUGUCCGCUUCCUCCUGUCCGAGAGCGGGAGUGCGAAAGGCGCAGCCAUGGUGACAGCAGUGGCCUACCGUCUGACGGAGCAGGCGCGACACAUUCAGCAGACUCUGGCUGAGUUCCGACUGACCAAAGCCCAGUUGUUGGAGGUGAAGAAGCGAAUGAGGGUGGAAAUUGAAAGAGGCCUCAAGAAGAGUACUCACAAGGAAGCUACAGUUAAGAUGUUGCCCACCUUUGUCCGCAGUACACCAGAUGGAACUGAGAACGGCGAUUUCCUUGCUCUGGACCUUGGCGGGACAAACUUCCGUGUGCUCCUUGUAAAGAUUCGCAGCGGGAAGAGGCGAUCAGUGGAGAUGCACAACAAAAUCUACGCGAUUCCCAUAGAAGCUAUGACAGGCACAGGCGAAGAGCUCUUUGACCACAUUGUACACUGCAUCUCUGACUUCCUGGACUACAUGGGGAUGAAAAGCGCUCGGCUGCCACUUGGUUUCACCUUCUCCUUCCCCUGCUAUCAGACCAGCCUGGACGCAGGUAUUCUGGUAACCUGGACCAAAGGCUUCAAGGCUACAGACUGUGAGGGCGAAGAUGUGGUGGAGCUUCUUCGGGAAGCAAUUAAGAGGAAAGAGGAGUUUGAGCUGGAUGUGGUUGCCAUAGUGAACGACACAGUUGGAACAAUGAUGACCUGUGCAUAUGAGGAACCCACCUGUGAGGUUGGCCUGAUUGCAGGGACGGGAAGCAACGCCUGCUACAUGGAGGAGAUGAGGAACAUUGAGAUAGUGGAGGAAAACGAGGGCCGCAUGUGUGUCAACAUGGAGUGGGGGGCCUUUGGAGACAACGGCUGUCUGGAUGACAUCAGGACAAAGUACGACCAGGCGGUGGACGAGAACUCGCUCAACGAAGGCAAACAAAGAUAUGAGAAGAUGUGCAGCGGCAUGUACCUGGGAGAGAUCGUCAGGCAGAUUUUGAUCGAUCUGACCAAGCGUGGCUACCUAUUUCGGGGACAAAUCUCAGAGACGCUGAAGACCAGGGGCAUCUUUGAGACAAAGUUCCUUUCGCAGAUAGAGAGUGAUCGUCUGGCGCUGCUGCAAGUCAGGGCGAUUCUGCAGCAGCUGGGGCUCGACAGCACCUGUGAUGACAGUAUUAUCGUGAAGGAAGUGUGUGGCACGGUGUCCCGCCGUGCGGCUCAGAUCUGCGGAGCCGGAAUGGCUGCUGUGGUGGACAAGAUCCGUGAGAACAGAGGACUGGACCACCUGGACAUUACCGUGGGCGUGGAUGGCACACUCUACAAGUUGCACCCACACUUCUGUAGGAUCUUCCAGCUGACAGUGAAGGAACUUGCCCCCAAAUGUGACGUCACCUUCCUGCUCUCCGAGGACGGCAGCGGGAAGGGGGCUGCCCUCAUCACUGCCGUGGGCUGCCGUCAGAGGGAGCUGGACGCGCAGCAGCACUGAGUAGCUCCAACCUGUCCGUCCUCAAGAACUACCUGUUGCUCCACCGUGACAACCCGACUCCAUCUCCCAUCGG